AUAGCUAGAACAAAGAUUGGAAGUUUGGGAGAAGCCCAGUAGGAGCUGGACAUACAAGCUGAUCUUCCUCUCACUGAGUUUAUCAGAACCUGGUUUAUGAUUAUAAUGGAAUUUAUGCUAAAUAUGAAAGCUAUUAGGGUUAUUGUGUUAAUGAUGACUCUUCAUCAGUUUGCGCUAGUUUCCACUCAGGAGUGUCCAUCCACUCAUGAUCUGCUGAACUCACUGCGCCAAGUAGAGAAGAUGUUAGCCGUACAUGAGACAUCAUACCAGCAAGGUGUACGUUCCCUGAGGAAGAAGAUUAGUGCGCUGCACAACAGCACCAUGGCCAUCUUUAAAAUGGGUAAAAAUGCAUCUUGUCCUAAGCCUGACCCCCCAUCAAACGGCCGUAGGCUGGGCAGAGUGUUCGGUGUGGGACAUGAGGUCCACUUCCUAUGCAGACCCGGUUAUGAGCUGAUAGGCCCCCGAACUCGAGUGUGUCUAGAGACUCUGAAGUGGAGUGGCCAACAGCCUAUGUGCAGAGAACUCAACAGAACCACCAACUCCCUGGCUUCCUUCUCUUCAGCCGUGUCCUCCUUUGCUACCUCUGCUGCCUUAUCUGCCUCCUCUUCGACAUCCUCCCCUUUUCUGGCCUCCUCCCCAACAUCCUCCUCUCCCUCUUCCUCUAUAAGACCUUCUAAUUGCACACAUUUCCUGGGCUCAACUCACUGUACCUGUGAUGUUGGUUUCACCAUAUCAGGCCGCGACAAUAACAUCUGCACAGAUAUCGAUGAGUGUCAUCUCUUUCCCCUCGCACAACCUGGUCGUCUCUGCAUUCAUCAGUGCAUAAACACACCUGGAAGUUUUCACUGUGUUUGCCCUAGCGGCUACAGCUUGGCCAGAGAUGGGCGCAGCUGCACAGAUAUUGAUGAAUGUGAAAACCAUUCACACAACUGUACAGCUGACCAACUGUGCGUUAACACCUUUGGGGGUUUCCAGUGCGUGACAGUGGAAUGUCCAAAGACGAAAAAUGCCAGUUACGUCAAGACGUCUCCAAUGCGCUGUGAGAGGAACCCGUGUAUGUUCGGGGACCGAGCGUGCAACCAAGCUCCAAACUCCAUCUCCUUUCACUUUCUCGCUGUGGUUUCAAACAUGUCUGCCCCUCGCGUCCUCUUCAGGGUGUCUGCAGCCCGUGUGCUAGGAGAUACUCUGCGAUUUGGCCUAGGUGGUGGCCAUGGCCAAGGUCACUUCAGCGUGCAGCGCUCUGGUCGGCAGACCGGGACCCUUCUCCUGGUAACACCUAUCAAAGGCCCGGCCACUUUGGAGGCAGAGGUAGAAAUGAGUGAGCUGGAGCGCAACACCCUGCUAGGCCGCUAUCUUACCAAGGUCACCCUGUUCGUGUCCCCUUACAUGUUCUAGUGGGAAAAGCAAGUGAGAAGUGUCCACAGAACCAGGGUUAAGCAAACUGUUUGAUGCCACAGUAUCCAAGUGUGAUUUAGUGUGAUAUUAAGACCUGAAUUAUCAAAGACAUUAUAUUAUAUUCAUUUUUUACAUUUUAACAUUUACCUUUCCAAACAAUGGAAAACUAAAGUACUGUGGAGUCCCCUGACUUGAAAAAGUUCUAUUUACGUACAGGCAUGUUUCCCAAACGAGGAUAUGCUACCCUUAGUGGUCUGUGGGGGUAUUGCAAUGGGUACAUGAAAGUAUUUUAUUAGUUAGUAAAAUAAAAUAGGGCUAGGAUCUGUUCUGCUUUGGUAGAACCCAAUUGAAAAAUUAAACAAGAAAAGGAUGUUUUUCUUUGAGUUAACCUUCAGCUGUGACACUCAUCAAAACCAAGCAGAGGAACAUCCUGGAUGUGGAGAACAGCCUGGUAUCUGCCAUUUUUCACACUGAGCUAUUGCAGUUCAUCAAACAAGCUCAGGUGCCUUUAUGAAACAAAUAAAAAUUAAUGAAGUCAGUCUGACUAUACGUUUUGUUCUGUAUUUUGUUCCCAAUUCAAGUUUAAUAUGAUUUUAGGGGAUUUACUGAGAGGAGCUACAGUUUUAUAAAUACAGGUUUAUAUUUGAUACUUUUUUGUAUUUAUUUUGAUUCUUCACUAAUUUCCUGGCAACAUAUUUAUGGUGCUUUUUAUUUGGAAUGAAUACAAUGAUAAGUAUUAAAUGCUCAAAUUAAAAGAUUAAGUAAAAUAGUCUUUAUUUCAGUUUUUGUGCGUUCCACUUUUAGACAAUCAUCAAUACUUGACUUUGACUGACAAAGAAACUGUGUUCUUCAUUUGUUUCAUCAGAAUCACGUCACCAGUGAUAAACCAAAGAAGUCAUAUUGUUAUGAUUUCUACACAUAUUCUAAUUGAUAGGCCAGUGGUCUUAAAUUUAAGACCCAUUGAGGACUGGAAUCCUGCCACCUUUAGAAGUGUCCUUUGCCCUACACACCUGAAUCAAAUGGCUAGGCUAAAUUAUCUCACUACCAGAAGUCAUGCUAUGCUGGAGGGCUCUGCCUUAUUAUGAAGAAAUAUAUUAAAGUGGAGACCCAUCCAAACGCUUUUUGACACUCGAGAGAACCUCAGUUUGAGACCACGGCUGUUUACAGUACAUCAGAUUGAUUAGUUUGUGCAGAUGUCAUACUGAUUUUAUUUUUUACAUCUUUUUUAUGGACUGGAUAUAUUGCACAUAUUCCAUGGGCUGCUCUUCAGAGUAAAAUGGAGCUAUAAGAGUCUCAAUUUCAACAAAGUCACAUGUGAUCCUCAUGUGCACAGGACAACAUCCAGACAUGCACAUAAUAGGUACGUUCGAGUUAAAAAGCGCCUUGCCUGGAAUGUGGACGAGAGUUUACUGCUAUGUUGAUGGGUGAGGUUAAAAGUUUAUUGUGAAGACAGACAGAGCUGUCUGCAACUAAACAGCAUCGUGUUCAUGUUAUUGAUGAAAACUAACAUAAUAAAAGACCUAAAAUAAACUUUCCUUUGGAGUAACAUGUACUGAAUUGAUGAAGAGUCUUACAGUUAGUUCUGUUAUGUCCAUUAAUAUUAACUUGUAUUGAUUGACUGAUUUUAUUCAAUUUCAGACUUAAGAUCCACAAAAAAACACACCAUUUACAACCACAAUACAUUGUAGAACAGAAAAGAAAUUUAAAAAGAUAAAAUUAUACCGUAUAUCAUAUAAUUUAUCCAAUUAAUAAUUGUUAUAAGCGUGCCCCCGGUCAGAAAUUAACCUGUUAAUAAGGCUUCAUGUUACAACACAAAAGAAUUAAACAAUCAGCCAAGCAUAGCCUAAUACUGCAUAUAUAUUUAUUUUGAGUAUUAUUUUGCAUCUUAUUUAUAUAACAUCUAUAUACUUAUAACAAAUAGCCUCCAUCUAAAAAUUCUGUCAGCCAAUUAAGAACAAAUAAUUUGAAUAAAUAUGCCACAGAUUAAUAGUUCAAGCUUGUAUUUAUUUAUAUUUUGAAAAAAAUAAAGGGGUGAGGAGGACAUGUAGGGGCUUAUUUAUUUACAAUACUUAGAUCCAAUUACCUGUCCGUUCCCUGGUGACAGGAGAGGUUUUUCCCAUCUUGCAUUGCAGCAAACACAGUUGCUUUAGAUCAUCUAUGGCGGCUGCCUCAAAUGGCUGGUCUCUUUCUGAUCUCUAGAGGUUUCAGUCGCUCAUGAGCUCUAGACAUCAGAUGGGAGCAAGUUGGACAGAAAUCUAACUGACGUGCACCUCGCUCAGUCCAACACCGAUCCGAUCUGCGUGGGUCGACCUAAUCUUGAACGCACCUGAUGAUUAAAUUCAGCACAUAAAAUGUAUAUAUUCACAAAACAAGAUUCACAUAACUAUUUGUGAUUCAUAAACAGUUUUAUCUUAAGUCUCAAACUGUCAUUUGUCUUUGAACUUUACUGGAUGUGUGCAUGGAUUGUUGACACUCACCUGAUGUGACUCCAUACACAAAUGCUUUUUUUAACAAGAUAUGAUUUGCUACUAAUUAGAUAAAUAAUUAGCUCUUUAGCUUGAGCCAAUCACAAGAGCAUACACCAGGUGGUCAUUGAUUUUCUUAUAGGGUAGGAUGUCACAACAACAGAAAGGGGCAGAGACUGACCACAUUGCAGACUCAUACCAUAUUUGGAAAUGGCACCUUUGUGCUCCACAAAUGAGAGGGGGCACUAUUUCCCAUUCCAGCUGACUGUUGUGCCUUUACCACAACAUUGCAGGAAGUAACCACUCAGAGUCUGGAAUAGAUUGCACUUGUGUUUACUUUUUUGUAUCCCUCUCUUUAACAUAGACAUGCAUAUACAAUUUGCAGGCAUAACAUGACAAAACAGAGGGAGCAAUCUGCAGAAAAACAUAGUACCAUUCAGACACUACACCCUCCCUCUUCAGAUGUAUGCUACACAUAAUAGUCCAUAAAACUCAUUGUUACUACAAAACAAAACAACAACAAAAAAUUCAGAAGUCCAGUCUUUUUGGUGGUGCCCUGAUUCUAUCAGGAAUCUAUCAACAAAUGCAGCCUGAGCAGUCCACCCCCCUAGGCCAACUAUAAAAUGCCAGCCACCCGAGCCUAAGCGCCAGGCAUUCCCCAGUGUGUCCUCUCACUCUACUGCAGGCGCAGGCAGCAGUUCAAAGACAACUGGUAGUUCAAAAAUCAAGUUAUAAUUGUCUAUGCAUCACAAUUUUUUUCAUGAAUCUUGUCUUGUGAAAAUGUAAAUUUCAUAUACUUGUUAAAAUUAUUAUGUGCAUAUGUGGAUCUAGUGUGGAUGUGUGGAUCUGGUGUGAAUGUGUGGAUCUAGUGUGAAUGUGUGGAUCUAGUGUGCAGGUCUGGGUCUGGUGUGCAUAUGUGGAUCGGUUGUGCAUCUGUGGAUCUGGUGUUCAUGUGUGGAUUUAGUGUGGAUCUAGUGUGCAUGUGUGGAUCUACUAUGCAUGUGUGGAUCUGGUGUGAAUGUGUGGAUCUGGUGUGCAUUUGUGGAUCUGGUGUGAAUGUGUGGAUCUAGUGUGCAUCACUGUAUCUGUGUGCAUGUAUGUAUCUGGUGUGCAUGUGUGGAUCUGGUGUGAAUGUGUGGAUCUAGUGUGCAUUUUUGGAUCUGGUGUGCAUAUGUGGAUCUGUUGUGCAUGUGUGUAUCUAGUGUGCAUG
Cyprinodon variegatus (sheepshead minnow) is the source of this 5070-nucleotide messenger RNA. Its product is annotated as fibulin-7-like. The record is from RefSeq and is a predicted model, not a curated record. The transcript is spliced from 7 exons. Gene Ontology annotation, molecular function: calcium ion binding. NCBI's taxonomy places the organism in Eukaryota, Metazoa, Chordata, Actinopteri, Cyprinodontiformes, Cyprinodontidae. Bases 97 to 1395 code for a protein of 432 amino acids.